Molecule: messenger RNA, 1353 nt
Organism: Linum tenue
Lineage: Eukaryota; Viridiplantae; Streptophyta; Magnoliopsida; Malpighiales; Linaceae
Source: the annotation of a GenBank genome assembly
GGGAAUUAAUCGGGUCAUCUCUUAUCUUUUCCGGGUCCCAUUCUUUUCUUUCUUUUCGAAUUCAUUUUCCAGUUCGCAAACCCUUCCUACCAAAUCUCCGACCGACUCUUCCCUCAACUCGCCGCCGUCCUUCUCCAUAGACCCUACUCCGGCGCCGUUGUUUCCUGCGAUUCUCAGUCGUAGAAUACCAGCCGUCAUUUAAGGUGCUGAGUGGAGAGAUGGAUCCAGAUUCAGUGAAAUCGACUUUGUCCAAUUUAGCUUUCGGGAAUGUAAUGGCGGCAGCGGCUCGCGACUACCAGAAGGAAAUACUUGCUCAAGAGAAGGCUCAGCCUUCUGCAAACCAAGAGAUUGACCUUGAUGAGUUGAUGGACGAUCCAGAGCUAGAAAAACUACACGCUGACAGAAUCGCUGCACUGAAGAGAGAAGCUGAGAAGCGAGAGUCCCUAAAGAGGCAAGGACACGGAGAAUACAGGGAGAUAACUGAAGGGGAUUUCUUGGGUGAAGUCACGAAGGGUGAUAAAGUCAUUUGCCACUUCUAUCACAAGGAGUUUUAUCGCUGCAAGAUAGUGGAUAAGCAUUUGAAGGCUCUGGCUCCGAAGCAUGUGGAUACCAAGUUCGUGAAGCUGGAUGCUGAGAAUGCUCCCUUCUUUGUUGCUAAACUUGGAAUAAAAACUCUGCCUUGCGUCAUACUAUUCAGCAAAAAAGAAUCAUGUUUUAGGAAAGGGAUUGCAUCGGAUAGACUGGUGGGAUUCGAAGAUCUCGGUGGUAAAGAUGACUUCCCAACUACAAGGAUCGAGAACUACUUCAUAAAGAAAGGUAUCAUUAGCGAGAAGAAGAAAGGCAACGAGGAUGACGAGGAAGAGUAUGACGAAAGCCGUCGCAGGACAGUGAGAUCGUCUUUGGAUGCUGAUUCUGACUCGGAUUAAGUGAGGAAGAGAAGUAUGCAGCAGCGGGUCACUUCUCUGAUUCGUAAAAUGUACUUUUGUUAUAAUGUCGAUAAGAGAAGCAGGCUCUUGCCUUCUGAAAGUUCAGCCUCAUAGCAGUAAAGAGAAGUUGAGCCUCGUAGCAGUGAAGAGUAAACCCUUCUUCUCCUGAUCGGUUGAGUGGGAUUCCUAACUAGCUCAGCUGCUGUAUUUGGUGUUAACUAGAGAUUCUAGUUUGUAUGGUUGGGAGUAGGGUUGCAAAUGAGCCGAGUCGAGUUUUACCCCACUUUGAGUCGAAUCGAGUCGAGCUCGAGCUAACUUAUUUAAUAAUAUCUUGACUUUUAUUUGGUACUUCAUUUUGUAUAUCAUGACACAUAUGAUUUAUUUUGUUAGCUAAUUUCAUAUGAUACUUUCCGCGGCCCGCAAAAAA